AUGCCCAUGUCUGACGUUCCAGCGAGCAAACAAGGCACAAGCCCAAGGCUUGAGAACCCACCGCGCGCAACGUCGCCACCGGUUCACUGGCACAAGAACCCAGACUGGAGACCAGCGGACAGACGUGACCUUUUCGAAAGCUACAAAGUGCUAUGGGAUCAAAACCAAAUGCUCGAGUCGAAGCUUUCUGCUGCUUUGGAUGCCAACACUCAGCUACGGGAUUCCAUCUCAACGAACGAGGCACUGAAAGCGGCACUCGAAUUUGAACUCAAGGAAAUGGAAAAUGAGAAUGCCGCGUUUAAUGAAUGGCAUUGUCAAGAAAUCCAAGAUAAGGACGUCGAGAUUGCUAUGUUGGAGGAAGAACUUAAGGUGCUGCGUGAACAGGGUGAACAAUCUGGAAUGAAUGUUCCAAUCCCCAAAGCAUGA
Pyricularia pennisetigena is the source of this 426-nucleotide messenger RNA. RefSeq lists its product as uncharacterized. Lineage: Eukaryota; Fungi; Ascomycota; Sordariomycetes; Magnaporthales; Pyriculariaceae. The coding region runs from base 1 to 426 and encodes 141 amino acids. The record is from RefSeq and is a predicted model, not a curated record. The transcript is spliced from 3 exons.